AUGGGAAAAAUAAUGUGCCCAAAUGAAGCCUUUGCUAGUAAUAGGAAUGAGUUUAAAAGGGGUGAUACUGAGAAAAGAAAGAUUUUUGUUCAAGAGUGUACCCAGUGCCACACUGUUGAAAAGAGAGGCAAGCACAAGACUGGGCCUAAUCUCCACGGUCUGUUUGGUCGGAAGACAGGUCAAGCAUCUAGAUUCACUUACACAGAUGACAGCAAAAACAAAGGCAUCACCUGGGGAGAGAAGACACUGAUGGAGUAUGUGGAAAAUCCCAAAAAGUACAUCCUUGGAACAAAAAUGAUCUUCACUGGCAUUAAGAAGAUUGGAGAAAGGGCAGAUUUGAUAGCUUAUCUCACAAAAGCUACCAAUGAGUGA
Molecule: messenger RNA, 372 nt
Organism: Perognathus longimembris pacificus (Pacific pocket mouse)
Lineage: Eukaryota; Metazoa; Chordata; Mammalia; Rodentia; Heteromyidae
Product: cytochrome c, somatic-like
Exons: 3
Coding region: 1-372 (123 amino acids)
Biological process (GO): mitochondrial electron transport, ubiquinol to cytochrome c; mitochondrial electron transport, cytochrome c to oxygen
Cellular component (GO): mitochondrial intermembrane space
Molecular function (GO): heme binding; electron transfer activity
Source: RefSeq, a predicted model, not a curated record